AUGGGAAAAGCGGAUAUUCCACUCUCCCUCCACGAUAAGGUAGCUCUCGUUACGGGUGGCGGGUCUGGUAUUGGUUUCGCCGCGGCCCUUUCUUUGGCCCAGGCAGGAGCCAAGGUCGUGAUAGCGGACAUCAACGAGACUCGCGGGAAGGCUAGUACUCUGAAGAUCAGCCAACUGGCCCAUAAUGUCCACUUUGUCCCCGUUGGUGUGAGCCAGUCAGCUAGUGUGCGCGAAAUGAUCGAUACCACUGUGCGGGUCUACGGUCGUCUGGAUAUAGCAGUCAACAACGCUGGCAUUGGCCCAGACUCAGUGGCCAUCGCAAACCUGGAUGAAGGCAGCUGGGAUCGCUUGAUCGCUACCAAUCUCACUGGUGUGGCUCUUUGCUUGAAGUGGGAGUUGCAGCAGAUAAUCGCACAGGGUGGUGGUCAUCUGCAUGCACAUUGCGACCACACGAGGGCAUGGCAGCCUACGCCGCGACAAAGCACGGGAUCCUUGGCCUCACCCGGGUAGCUGCUUUGGAGAAUGGAAAACAUGGCAUCCGUGUCAACGCUCUGACCCCUGGAGGGAUAGAGACUGAGCUUACAUCAGCCUAUGUGAAAGACCCGCGGUUCACGGCAGAAAUGAAUGCUAGAACCAGUGUUUUUGGCCGAUUUGCUCAGCCCUGCGAAAUUGCCCAGGUGGUAGUGUGGCUAGCGUCAGAAUCCUCUUCAUACAUCACGGGAUCGCAAUACCAGUUGAUGGUGGCUUUGGGCUGGCCUGAUAACUGUGAAGACAGCUCUUGGUCUCAUGCUCUUGUGAAUUCAGUUGCAGAACCUACUGGCAGAAGUUGGGAUGACGGGUGA
This is a messenger RNA of Aspergillus niger, 842 nucleotides long. RefSeq lists its product as uncharacterized. The transcript has a single exon. Gene Ontology annotation, molecular function: oxidoreductase activity. NCBI's taxonomy places the organism in Eukaryota, Fungi, Ascomycota, Eurotiomycetes, Eurotiales, Aspergillaceae. The annotation marks the transcript as partial. The record is from RefSeq and is a predicted model, not a curated record.